CUGCCAUAACUGGCUGGUCAGACAUUUUUUCUGAGAGAUUCUUAGAGAAGGGUCGGCGGAUACUAGUUGUUAGCAAAUAUGGCGGCGGCGUUGCUUUGUCCAGCCAUGGCUGCCGUAGGACCCAAGGCGCAGCGGCCAGUGAUGUGUCAGUCGGCUACUCGGAGAUAUGCCGCACCUCCUAUGUGCUUAUCGCAGCCAAUCGCACAACGCCGAAGAUUUCCUCUCCAUCAGCGCCAAUCCUGCUUCGCCACGUCACCCACUCUUACCGCAAACUGCCCCUCAGCAUUGUCCACCUUAUCUAGCCGCGUACCCGCUGUCGGGCAAUCUUGUCCGUUCGAUCGAUCCCAGCCAUUGAUCGCAAAAGCGCAAUCCGACGGCUCCGAUGCACCGCCAGCACAGCCGUCCUCACCGGCCACCCCACAAACGGCAUCCCUUCAGCCGUCACAAAUUUCGCAACCGGCAACUUCACUGCAGGCCGGCACGCUGGAGCUGGUCGGCGAGGACGCUGCCGUCUUCGAAAUAGCCGACCAGAAAACCUCCUCCUGGGCAGCGUUUUUUGGCGUAUUGACCGUCGUAAUGGCGGCGCUGUACGUUGUCUGGAUCGAUCCCGACACCGGAUUCGGCGGCGCGUACAUCUCCCUGUUCGAGUCGCUCUCGUCGAGCCGCGAGAUCCAGAUGCUGCUGAUGCUGCUCGUGUUCGGGAUCGUGCACAGCGGCGGCGCGGCGCUGCGGCCGGCAGCGGAGCGCGUGAUCGGCGAGCGCGCUUAUCGCGUGCUGUUCGCGGGAAUCUCGCUGCCGCUCGCCGUCUCUGCCGUGGUGUUUUUCAUCAACCAUCGCUACGACGGCUUCCCCCUCUGGCAGCUGCGUGCCGUGCCCGGCAUGCACGAGUUCUGCUGGGGGCUCUCCUUCGUCUCCUUCUACUUCCUCUACCCCUCCACCUUUAACCUGCUGGAGGUGGCGGCGGUGGACAAGCCCAAGCUGCACAUGUGGGAGACAGGCAUCAUGAGGAUCACACGGCACCCCCAGAUGACGGGGCAGCUGCUCUGGUGUGUGGCGCACAUGCUGUGGGUCGGAUCCUCAUUCACGGCCGUCACGUCUCUCGGCUUGUUGCUGCACCACAUGGUCGGCGUGUGGCACGGGGACCAACGACUGGCCAAGAAAUACGGAGAAGCAUUCAAAGAGGUCCGCAAUCGCACCAGCAUUGUCCCCUUUGCAGCUAUUCUCGAUGGAAGGCAGAAGCUACCCGUGGAUUACUACAGGGAAUUCCUGCGAGCACCUUAUCUUGCUAUCACUGCGAUGACCCUCGGCGCAUAUUUCUGCCAUCCUCUCAUGAUUCGAGCGAGCUUUUGGCUUCAUUGGUAGACUGUAGGAAGGAAUAUGUAUGAUGCAAAAAAGGGGUAAAAGUUGGUUGGUUGUGGCAUUCAUCUGUGUACACACCUCACAUCUGUGUGCAUCCAUUUGUUUGCACCACUAUUGGUACUUGCAUCUGUAUCUACACAGCG
This is a messenger RNA of Closterium sp. NIES-67, 1502 nucleotides long. NCBI's taxonomy places the organism in Eukaryota, Viridiplantae, Streptophyta, Zygnematophyceae, Desmidiales, Closteriaceae. The record is from the annotation of a GenBank genome assembly.